AUAUCUGAACCGAAUGAGUUUGACAUCAUGCUUGUAAUGCCUGUUGAAAGACUUCAGCUGGAUGAAUGUGAUGACACUGGAGCUUAUUAUUAUCUAAAAUUCAAAAGAAAUCCAAAAGAGAAAUAUUUGUUGAAGUUUUUGGAUAAUGAUGGGAAAUUAUCAGCCUUUAAAAUGCUUCAAGCACUAAGAGAAAUUAUUAGACAGGAACUAAAAAACAUUACAGGUGUGGAAAUAACUCUGCAAAAGAAAAAGGCUGGAAGCCCUGCCAUAACUCUUCAGAUCAGAAACCCUCCAGCAGAAAUAUCAGUGGACAUCAUCUUGACUUUGAAAGUUCAGCAGAGCUGGCCCCCCAGCACGCAGGAUGGCCUCAGAAUUGAAGAAUGGCUGGGAAGAAAAGUCAGGGGAGAGUUCAGAAAUAAACCGCUUUAUUUAGUUGCCAAACAAAACAAAAAGGAAAAGGUUCUAAGAGGAGACACCUGGCGACUCUCUUUCUCCCAUAUUGAGAAGGCCAUGCUGAACAACCACGGCAGCUCCAAGACGUGUUGCGAAUCCGAUGGACUGAAGUGCUGUAGGAAGGGUUGUCUGAAGCUUCUGAAGUAUCUUCUAGAGCAACUUAAAGUGAAACAUACAAAACAGUUGGAAAAAAUCUGUUCAUAUCACAUUAAAACUGCUUUUUUCCACUCGUGUGUCGUGUGGCCGAACGACACAGACUGGCAUUCAGGGGACCUGGAUCACUGCUUUCAGAAAUAUCUGGGAUAUUUUCUGGAUUGCCUGCAAAAGGUUCAGCUGCCACACUUUUUUAUUCCUCAGUACAACUUACUCAGCCGGGAAGAUAAAGCGAGUAGCGACUUCCUUUCAAGACAAAUAAACUAUCAGCUGAACAACGGGUUCCCGAUAUUUUACGAGACGUUGUGA
This is a messenger RNA of Eurypyga helias (sunbittern), 915 nucleotides long. RefSeq names its product Mab-21 domain containing 1 (gene CGAS). The annotation marks the transcript as partial. The transcript has 4 exons. Gene Ontology annotation, molecular function: chromatin binding; double-stranded DNA binding; 2',3'-cyclic GMP-AMP synthase activity. NCBI's taxonomy places the organism in Eukaryota, Metazoa, Chordata, Aves, Eurypygiformes, Eurypygidae. Gene Ontology annotation, biological process: DNA damage response; negative regulation of double-strand break repair via homologous recombination; positive regulation of type I interferon production. Gene Ontology annotation, cellular component: nucleus; cytosol; site of double-strand break. The record is from RefSeq and is a predicted model, not a curated record.